UCCUGUUCGUGAAGCGUACGAUUCAACUUACCGUGGAAGUUUGUUUUGUUCCUAAUUUUAACGUAACGUAAACACACGUGAGCUACCAUGGGGAAACGACAACACCAGAAGGACAAAAUGUACAUUACGUACACAGAGUGGACCACACAGUAUGGUGGUAAAAAGGCUGGUUCUGAUAUUGGUGAGAAGGCUGCUUUCAGACGAUUGCCUUUUGAUCAUUGCAGUCUCUCAUUGCAGCCAUUUGAACAUCCUUACUGUACACCAGAUGGUACAAUAUAUGAUUUGACGAAUAUUAUGCCAUAUAUAAAGAAGUUUGGAACCAAUCCUAUCACUGGAGAGCCAAUGGAAGCAAAAACAUUGAUCAGAUUAUAUUUUCAUAAGAAUGCUGAAGGGAAAUAUCACUGCCCUACCACAUACAAGGUGUUCACAAAAAACUCUCAUAUUGUUGCUAUAAAACCAACCGGUAAUGUCUAUGCUUAUGAUGCAGUAGAAACGCUGAAUAUCAAAACAAAAAAUUUGCGUGAUUUACUGACUGAUGAGGCUUUCACACGUAAAGACAUAAUUACAUUGCAAGAUCCGAAUAAUUUGGAUAAAUUCAACAUAGCUACGUUCCAUCAUGUCAAAAACAGUCUCAAGGCCAAUGAUGAAGAAGAGAAAAAGGCAAGAGAAGAUCCAUCAUAUUAUUUAAAAGCAACCACAUCUGUGACCACAGACAUUUUAAAUGAACUUUACAGAGAAUAUAAACCAAAGGAUGAUAAAAAGGAAGAAGUGAAAAAAGCAGACAACAUUAAUGCUGCUCAUUACAGUACAGGAGCAGUUGCUGCAGGUUUCACCUCAACAACUAUGACACCGCAAACUGAACACGAAGCAGCUUUGAUUGAUGAAGAUAUUGUGCGUUAUCAACGAAUCAAAAAGAAGGGAUAUGUCAGAAUAAUUACAAAUAAAGGCCAGCUCAAUUUAGAAUUACACUGUGAUAUGGUUCCAAAGACAUGUGAAAAUUUCAUGUUGUUGAGUUCAAGAGGAUAUUACAAUGACACAGUGUUUCACAGAUCUAUAAGGAACUUUAUGAUUCAAGGAGGUGACCCAACAGGUACAGGAAAAGGUGGCGAGUCUGCAUGGGGAAAACCUUUCAAAGAUGAAUUCAAACCUAAUUUGACACAUUCAGGACGUGGUAUUUUGAGUAUGGCAAACUCAGGAACGAACACAAAUAAAUCACAGUUUUUCCUGACUUUCCGAUCAUGUAGACACCUAGACAACAAGCACACUGUAUUCGGCAGAAUUGUUGGUGGUUUGGAAACUUUAAGUGCCAUGGAGGCUAUUGAGACUGAUCGAAAAGACAGACCAAAAGAAGAAAUAAAAAUAGACACAAUAUCAGUCUUUGUUAAUCCUUUUGAUGAAGUUAAUGCAGAGCUGAAGAAAGAAAGGGAAAAAGACAAGAGAACUCAAGAAGCUGCCAGGAAUAAACCUUCUUCUACCGUAUCAGUGGCUCCCAAAUCUGAUGUACCACCUACAGUCUACAGAGCAGGUGUUGGCAAAUACAUAUCUGCUGCUACUGCCAGUGCCAGCAAGAAGUCAACAGAAGAAGAAUCUACAAAAUCCCAAUCUAAGAAGAAGUCAAAAGGUGGAUUUGGUGAUUUCAGCUCAUGGUAGAAGACUUUAAAACACUGUCAGGAGCAUGUCUUAGCUUGUUUCAUUGGCUCCCAGCAUCCAUGGCUUAUGUACAUCAGAUCAGAACCAUUGUAGGAUUACAGAAUAUACAUGCCUUAAAUAAAGGCCCUGAUGAUUGUCCCUGGGAGUGAUGUUUUAUACCCCAAGACUAUUCUGAUAAACAUUAUGAGCUAUUUGGUCAUCGUUAUUUUCACUGUCACCAGAAAACUGUAUGUAAAAUGUGAAAUUAUUGCUAGCAGAAAUGUUUGGAUGAUUUGAUAACCCUGGCAAUUGACUAAGUCAUGUGACUUCUUUUCUAAAAAUUUCACUUCACUUUCCUUUUCUGUUAAUAAUAGUGUAAGCUGCUUUGAUAUCAGAAAUUUUUCAUGAAUCAUGGAAAUAUUGACAGCAUUGAAGAUUUCUCUGAGGUCUUUGAAUCGGUGUCAAAGUAAACUGAUCAGGAAAACCGCUCUCUCUAUCAUUCUCUCUUGCAAUAUUCCUAGAAACAUUGACAGCAGUGUUAAUGACUUUGCCUGCACCGAUAGGAAUGUAAGAACACAAUUGCAUAUUAAAAGCCCCACUAUAAUAAUAAUAAUAAUAAUUGUUUAUUGCAUCUUUAGAAAUGUACAUUUCAUUCAGUACAUGUAUAUAGCAAUAAAAAUAUUAAUCAAUCCAAAAAAAUACAAAAAUAUGUAUGACAAAGGUUAUGUAUGAACAAAUGAUAAUUCUGUGUUAAAAUGUAGAAUAAUUGUAGGAUUCAAUAAUUCCCUAUUGUGAUAUUUCAAUCAAAAUCUGACUUCAUUUUAAAUACAUGAAAAUGGUUUUGUGCAGGAGCACUUGCUUGUUGAAAUUGAAACUGCUGAGGCCAAACAACACCUCUUCUGAAUAUCACAGGAAUGUUGCAAGGAAAAUUGAUCGAGAUUGUGGUUUUUCUAAUCAGUUUAUUUUGGCGCUUACUGUAGGGUAAUGAGUCACAGUGACUUUUGCUAGAUUUUGAAAAAUUAUCUCACAAAACCCAUGGCCAGUGUGUUGUGUCCUACACAGUCCACAACAUCAAUAUAAAUGAAUAACCCAAUCUAUCGGUCAUUCAGUUUAAUAGUAGUCAAAUACGCAGAGAUCAGUACCGUAGCAGCUAUGUAUGUACUAUUUUAAGCCUUCCAUCUGGUUUUCGACAAUAACGAUCUGCUUUGUACCAAUGUUUCUAUCUGUUUUGUGAGAUUCGAUCGUGGCAUGUAUGUGUCCCACCCAAUGAACAAAUUUAAGUUGCAUUCUGAUGUGUCAGGUACCAUCCCCUUUGGCUUCGUUUAUUGAAGUCAUAUCUCUGUCAUUUAUGUGAGUGCUACUAAUUCUCGGGGGCGGACAUCUGGGCAUUUUCAUUGCCUGGCAACCAUUACAGUGAAAACAAAGGCCGAAAAGUCUCAGAAAACGGCACUUUUGGUUGUUUAGACUCCCUUGAACAGUGUAACAAGAUUACCCCCGCGUGUGCAACAUACAUGUAUAUAAAUUCGGUUGUUCAGGAUUACGAUACUUCAAAGUUUAGUUUGUGUUGUUUUCUCGAAUUUAUCUAUUUUCACCGACUCCUCAAUUGGUGUUCCACACAGAGCCCAUAGAAAUACGUGGUACACGUCUUAGCAACGUGGAACGUCUUGUAAUGUAGCUCCACCCCUGAGGAUAGAGCAAAUAUGAUACAUUAUUGCUUUGUUGAUGAAAACAGAUCCACAAUCUGCUUAUAGGGAUUUGAACACUUAUUCCAGCCAUGCCAUUUCACCUUGUCAGUCAAGUUGUGCCUUUAACAAUGACUAAAUUCUAGUUUGUCGUAAGGGUGCAAUCCAUGCAUAACUGUAACUACAGUAAGGUCCAAUUCUACUCGUUGGUAGUACAUGUGGUAAUUAUCCCAAAGGUGAAAAGUAGAGAGAGAGAGAGAGAGAGAGAGGGGUAGUCAAUUUAUUUAUCAUUACUAGUUAGAUAUGUAGCUUUUGCACUGUAAAAUUUUUAACUUGUAUUUUUUGUCCAUUCGUAUUAAUAAUAAAAAUAAAUAUUCAU
This is a messenger RNA of Saccoglossus kowalevskii, 3690 nucleotides long. RefSeq names its product RING-type E3 ubiquitin-protein ligase PPIL2-like. Gene Ontology annotation, biological process: protein polyubiquitination; protein peptidyl-prolyl isomerization; protein folding. The record is from RefSeq and is a predicted model, not a curated record. Gene Ontology annotation, cellular component: catalytic step 2 spliceosome. Gene Ontology annotation, molecular function: peptidyl-prolyl cis-trans isomerase activity; ubiquitin protein ligase activity. NCBI's taxonomy places the organism in Eukaryota, Metazoa, Hemichordata, Enteropneusta, Harrimaniidae.